UAAUCAAACUAAUGAAACCACCUCCUGACAUGCAGUUAACCACCUUCUUACAUGCAGUUUAAGCAUAAUGGUAUGAAUUUUAUUUGGGUAUAUGGCUGUGUUCUUGAGAUUUAGAAAUCUUUAUGUGAGUUACUGAAGGCAUGAAGGUAUGGUAUUGGCUACAUUAUAUGUAUUUCAUGUUUCAAAUCAUGGCCACUUUCUGAGGCUGUGUUGCAAUUGUUGCAAUUGGGAGCAUUGUAACUGAUUUAUGUGAUUGCUGUUGGUAUGUUAUAUGAUUUAGGGCAUCGACGAAUCGCAUCAUUAGGCAGGCAACUACAGCUGAAUCAACACUGCAUAGACACUGCAUAUAAUUUCUUCAAGAUGGCUGUUGCAAAUCGACUCACUCAAGGUCGUAAAUCAAACCACAUUGCUGCCGCAUGUUUGUAUCUUGUGUGUCGAACAGAAGGCACACCUCAUUUAUUGUUAGACUUCAGUGAUUGUUUGCAGGUCAAUGUGCAUGUUCUUGGCAGAGCAUAUUUAAAGCUUGCAAAUGCACUUUGUAUUAGUGCCCCAGCUAUAGAUCCUUGUUUGUAUGUUCAUCGAUUUGCCAACAAGCUGGAGUUUGGUAAACAGACACAUAGUGUUGGAAUGACUGCUUUGAGGUUGGUAGCAAGGAUGAAGCGUGAUUGGAUACAUCAUGGUCGUCGACCAUCUGGGAUCUGUGGCGCAGCUCUUCUUGUUUCAUCUCGCCUUCAUGGUUUUAGUCGUAGUGUGAAGGAUGUUGUGAGGGUAGUUAGGAUAUGCGAACCGACCAUUAAGAAAAGGCUUGAAGAGUUUGAGAAGACUCCUUCAGGCCAGUUAACUAUAGAUGAAUUUCUACAGAUUGAUUUGGAAGAAGAGAGUGACCCACCAUCAUUUUUAGAAGCAAGGAGACGAGCAAAGGCACAGGUCAACUACAAGGAAGUGGAGAGCAAUCCUGAACUUGCCAGUAUGUUUCAACAUUCAUUGUAUGAUUUUGUGGUUGGUUGGCUUUAGCAGUGGAAAGAGUAAACAUUUUUGGUUCUGAACAGAAAUAUUUGGAUUUCUUUGUGUAAAUUGUGUUUUGGGUGUUUGGGAGAGGUUUGGGUUCUGGGAUGCUGAUGAUGUGUUAGGCUUGUGUUUAUGGUAGGGUUAUUGAGAAGCAUUGAGUGCUAUAGUCAGGUAUACAUGUGAUUACUCUUAUUGACUAAUCUACGAGGUGUUGGCUCUUUUAAGGCAUGAAGACAUGUGUUUUAACUUAUGAGGAGACAUUUUAAAGAAAAAACUGGGAGGAAUAUAGUUGAACAGGAAGGUGUGGUGGUGAUGGUGGUGAUAAGCAUGGUUUUGGUUGUACAAUGAAUAAUUGCUAUAUUUUAGUACUGUGUUUGUGUUUCAACUUUUACAUCUAAAGCCUAUCAGGUAUCGUAGUACAGAUAGUCUCGCGUAGCCAGACCCUUUCCACGACGUCAUAC
Molecule: messenger RNA, 1469 nt
Organism: Corticium candelabrum
Lineage: Eukaryota; Metazoa; Porifera; Homoscleromorpha; Homosclerophorida; Plakinidae
Product: transcription factor IIIB 90 kDa subunit-like
Exons: 7
Coding region: 265-1014 (249 amino acids)
Biological process (GO): transcription by RNA polymerase III; DNA-templated transcription initiation; transcription preinitiation complex assembly
Cellular component (GO): transcription preinitiation complex; transcription factor TFIIIB complex; nucleus
Molecular function (GO): RNA polymerase III type 3 promoter sequence-specific DNA binding; RNA polymerase III general transcription initiation factor activity; TBP-class protein binding
Source: RefSeq, a predicted model, not a curated record